Cydia amplana is the source of this 438-nucleotide messenger RNA. RefSeq lists its product as uncharacterized. Bases 1 to 438 code for a protein of 145 amino acids. NCBI's taxonomy places the organism in Eukaryota, Metazoa, Arthropoda, Insecta, Lepidoptera, Tortricidae. The transcript has 2 exons. The record is from RefSeq and is a predicted model, not a curated record.
AUGGCGGCGCCGGUCGAGAGGAGCGACAUAAUAUGUGCACCCUCCUUCCACCUCACACAGCUCCUGACGGGGCACGGCUGCUUCGGCUGGUACCUGUGUGAGAGGGUGGGACGAGAGCCGACGACAGCGUGCCACCAUUGUGAUGGAAGAGCCGUGGACACGGCACAACACACACGCGAGAUAUGCCCUGCGUGGGCGGAGCCUCGCGCUGCCCUGUCCGCGGCUGUAGGAGGAGACCUCUCACUGCCGGCGCUAAUACGCCGAAUGAUUAGCAGUGAAGAGGCAUGGGCGGCAGUGGCUUCCUUUAGCGUCACCGUUCUGACACAAAAGGAAGCCGCAGAACGAUCGCGCGAGGACGACGCGAACUCGCUCCCUCAGCGCCGAAGGAGGCCAGGUAGGCGGAGAAGAGCCUUCGCAGCAAGGCUAAUGCCGCCUUAA